AUGUCUGCUCUCAACGAUGCAAAGCCGGCUGAUACCGCCAACGCGAUCGACGACUUCAAGUUGCCCCCCGGCGUACCACGCCAUGCAGCUUGUGCCUGUGAUGAUCUUGAAAAGAGAUUACUGAGGAAGCUUGAUUUGCGCAUGUCCAUUAUCGUGGUUAUCUAUACUCUUAAUUAUGUGAGUCUAAGUUCGAGUUGUUUGGCAGGCUCUAUCGGCGUCAAUGCUCGAUUACAAGGUUUUGAGCAAGACCUGCACCUGCAGGGGCAAGAAUACGCCACAAUUUUGUCGAUCCUAUUCGUUGGAUACAUUAUUAUGCAAGUACCAUCAAAUAUGUUUCUGUACUGGUUGGAGAGACCUUCUGUCUUUCUUCCAUCUUGUAUGUUUGUAUGGGGUGCGAUAUCAGCACUAACAGGGAUCACAAAGAAUUAUACGGGGGUUCUUCUCGCCCGUUUCUUUCUUGGCUUUGCCGAAGCACCUUUUUACCCUGGAGCCUUGUUUCUUAUAUCUCGGUGGUACAAGCGAGACGAGCUCGCAUUGAGAGCGGCUCUCAUUUCCUGUGGAAUACCGCUCAGCAAUGGCUUCGGAGCCCUCAUUGCAUCUGGUAUACUUCAAGGCAUGCAGGGAAAGUUGGGUCAAGCUGCAUGGAGAUGGUUAUUCUAUAUCGAGGGCAGCAUGACCAUGUUCAUCGCGAUUUGCGCGAUGUUCGUACUCCCUGAUUUCCCGCACAACACGCGAUGGCUCACUCCGGAGGAAAGGACACUUGCCAUCUCUCGCCUUGCGGAAGACGGUGAUGGUCGGGCUGAGCCUUGGAAAAAGACGACCAUGCAAGGACUAUGGGAUGCUGUGUCUGACUGGAAGGUGUGGUGGUUUGCAGCUGCGUUCACUGUCCAGCUUUUAGCGCAGUCAUUCUACGCUUACUUCCCGACGCUCAGCGCAACUAUGGGAUAUAAUACGACGGUAUCUUUGCUGCUCUGCGCUCCUCCAUGGGUUUUCUCCACGAUAGCUGCGUUUGCUCUUUCGAGGUACUCUGAUAAGAAGCAAGGGCGUUACAGAUACAUUGUUGCUUCCAAUGCAGUCACUGCCAUUGGAUUCAUCAUAUCCAUCUGUACGAUGAACACAGCUGCGCGCUACAUUUCGCUGUUCCUGAUGGCUCAAGUCUAUGCCGGAUAUAUGGUGCUCUGGGGCUGGAUCAACAACACUUUCUCUGGAGAGCCUGCGAAACGAGCUGUCGCCCUUGCUUUGAUUAACGGACUGGGGAACAUAGGAAAUAUUAUUGGAUCGUACGUCUGGCAGUCUCACUGGGGUCCGACGUAUCGUUAUUCCUAUGCCGUCUGUAUCGCAACACUUGGGGUAUCAACAGGCAUGUUUGGUGGGAUGCAUCUGUAUUUGAAACAUUUGAAUGAACAAAUUGCGAGGAAUGAGCGGGAUGGGAAGGACAGUGAGAAGCUUGGAAACCCCAUCGGUUUUAGAUAUUUAGUGUAGUAAAGAAUGGAUGUGGUAUGUGGCUCUCGGAUAUAUGGUUAAUGCAUACAUAUAGAGAAUACCUUGAUCUAAUUGGU
Messenger RNA from Suillus paluster, 1559 nucleotides. RefSeq names its product major facilitator superfamily domain-containing protein. The transcript is spliced from 9 exons. NCBI's taxonomy places the organism in Eukaryota, Fungi, Basidiomycota, Agaricomycetes, Boletales, Suillaceae. Gene Ontology annotation, cellular component: membrane. The coding region runs from base 1 to 1482 and encodes 493 amino acids. Gene Ontology annotation, molecular function: transmembrane transporter activity. The record is from RefSeq and is a predicted model, not a curated record. Gene Ontology annotation, biological process: transmembrane transport.